Messenger RNA from Cajanus cajan (pigeon pea), 2002 nucleotides. RefSeq names its product plant intracellular Ras-group-related LRR protein 9. NCBI's taxonomy places the organism in Eukaryota, Viridiplantae, Streptophyta, Magnoliopsida, Fabales, Fabaceae. Gene Ontology annotation, cellular component: cytoplasm. The record is from RefSeq and is a predicted model, not a curated record. Gene Ontology annotation, molecular function: protein binding.
AAAAGAAAAAUGUGUUGCCAUUGGAUUUGGUCACUUUUUCUUGUACCACCUCGCAGCAUCUAAAGUCACUGUCUACUUCCCAAAGCAAACAAUAAAUCAAAAGCGAUAUUCUCAGAGCAUUCAUUCCAUGUUAUCCCAAUUUCUCAUCACAAACCCUUAACCCAACCCUUUCUCUAUCCAAUUCCAAUUCCGACGCCAUGGAUCCAAACCCCGGAACCUUCCCUCUCCUCUCCUACGUCAUGUCGCGUCUCCCUUCGCUCACUCCCAAACCCGCCGCCGCCGCCAAUUCCGAUUCCGACCACUUCGACAUCGAGCAGCCACGCGCGCCGGAGAUCGUGGGGCAAAUGCCGCACCUGGCGGACCCGGACCUGGUGGCGUCGAUGGGCCGGGCCGUGUCCCAGGUGGACCAGGCCCGCUCCGUCCUGAAGCUGAUCGGGGAGCGGCCCACGCAUGAGGAGGUGGACAAUGCCCGGGCCAGAGUGGCGGAGAUCGAGGCCCAGCUCUCCCGCGAGCUGGAGGAGAUCGUGCUGCAGGCCCGGCCCGCGGAAGUGGAGAUCCACGGGUGGCGGGCCCAGCAGGCCGAGAAGGAGAGGGAGCGCAGGGAGUGGGCCGAGAGGGAGAAGCGGGUCUGGAAGUCGGUGCUGCAGCUGGACGAGAUGCACGAGGCGUACGAGAAGGUUGUGAGGGAGGCUGAGAAACGGUUGGUGAAAAUGUACGAGGAUAGGGAUGUUGGCGUUGGCGAUGGCGAUGGUGAUGGGGUUGGUGAGGAAGUGAACGAAGAGGUUGUGGGGAUUCUGCAAGAGGCUUAUGGCAAAGGAAUGGAGCGUGUCAACCUUUCUGGACGCCAAUUGAGGCUCUUGCCUGAAGCUUUUGGUCGAAUCCCUGGCUUGCUCGUGCUUGAUCUUUCAAGCAAUCAACUAUCGGCAAUUCCUGACUCGAUAGCUGGAUUGCAAAACCUUGAGGAGCUUAAUCUCUCUUCAAAUCUUUUGGAAUCACUGCCAGAUUCCAUUGGGUUGUUACAAAGGUUGAAAUUGCUAAGUGUCUCUGGAAAUAAGCUGACUGCGCUUCCUGAUCCCAUCUGUCAGUGCAGAUCAUUGGUGGAGUUGGACGUAAGCUUUAACAAUCUGUCAUAUUUGCCCACAAACAUUGGAUAUGAAUUACCGAACUUACAGAAACUCAUGAUUCAGUUGAACAAGAUACGAUCUCUUCCCUCAUCUAUUUGUGAGUUGAAGUCCUUGCGCUAUUUGGAUGCUCACUUUAACGAGCUACAUGGGCUUCCCAUUGCAAUUGGAAGACUGACUAGUCUUGAAGUUCUCAACCUGAGCAGUAAUUUCAGUGACCUCAGAGAACUUCCUGAGACAUUUGGUGAUUUGACUAACCUCAGGGAAUUGGACUUAAGCAACAAUCAGAUUCAUGCACUUCCUGAUACAUUUGGUCGCCUUGAUAACUUGACCAAGUUAAACUUGGAGCAGAAUCCUCUUGAAUUGCCUCCAUUGGAUAUUGUAAAUCAAGGGGUUGAAGCCAUUAAGACUUUCAUGGCCAAGAGGUGGAUUGAGAUAUUGUUGGAGGAAGAAAGGAAAAGCAACCAAGAAAUGCAAGAACAAGAACAGGGUGGUUGGUUAACACGAAGCACCUCCUGGUUGAAGAAUGUUUCUGGAAAUGUAAUGGGGUACAUCGGAACUACCGUUGCAUCUCCUAUGACACCCAAAUCUCCCAGAGAUGCAUACCUCGAUCAGCAGCUAUGAGGUGAAGGUCCAACACAUUUGGCCUCUAAGACUUGUAUUUUAGAGGAAUGUUGUAGAUUACUAUGUUCUGAGCAAUAAUUCCCUGCUACUCCCUCGUUUGGGUCUCUGCCCCACCCAAAAUAGCGUGGGUUGCUUUGCUUACAGAUAUUUUUGUUUUGCUUAGAUAUUAUCUGGAUGAGAAAUGUUACUAAUACACUUUGUAACACUCUUUCUCACAAAUUUUUGAAUUAGGUGAAAUUUAUGUUGAUUUUACUAAA